CGCCGGUCGAUUGCGUCUUACGAUAGUUCCUUGAGCGAUUGUUUGCAUGAGCAAAGGUACAAAUCGACUUCUAACAAGGUAAAAGUUUGCAUCUAGAAGUUCGAGUUGCGAGUGGCAAGCACAAGUAUCCAUUCCAACAUGAGAGUUGGAAUUCAGGUUUUGCAUAAAUGUUUAAAAUUUUGAACUUCCCCGAUCAUAGUCAGCAAGUUUUCAUUUGAUUCAGCAAUUCCCUUUGCUGAGUUAGCUAAAGCUCACGUGAUUGAGACAUCCUACUUACUCUUUCUAGAUUACUCAGAACGGUGUUCAGAAGCGUUCGGUGGAGUGAGAAAUCGUAACUGUAAGUGGUAUUUGGUAGUAGGUGAGCAGGCAACAACUACUAGCUAAUUUUAAAGGGCCAUCACAUGACCGCAGAAACUCGCGUCAGAUAAACCCUUUCAUAUAUGUUCGCAAUAAACGUAUAUUUUAAAUUUUAGAAAUUGUCUAGUUGUGCGAACGAAAGCGUUGCACAUUUAGAACAUGAUCAUUGCGGUUUAUUACCUGAGGCCCCUUUGGAAACACAUGCAUGACGCCUACAUUGACAUCUGAUCACUCUGUUGUCUACAAAUUCUUGUUUUGCAUAGGUUGCUGUGCCUGUGUGCCUGUCAGUUUGUAAUAUUAGAUAUUAAAUUGCAUUUCCUAAAAUUAGAGGUUGGAAUUCAACUCUGUUUUCUUUAAGAAAUGUACAAAAUAUCUAUCUUCAAUGUGUGCUGUUUGGUCUUGUCGCUGAGACUGUCAGUUGAAAACAAAGUGAAGGCAGAUAGAUGCUUUCAAUACAAAGAAUGUUGGAUGUGCGUUGAAGAUCCCUGCUCCAGACGUAAAGAAGCUGAAGAUGUCAACAACAUCUGUGUUUGGUGCGACAACUAUGGCAAUCUAGGCUCAGCGUGUAUUUCAACUCGAGAAGAUCGAAUGUGCCUCCCAGAACCGAUGAAGUAUGUGGAUCAGUGCAAGACCGAGCAAAGAAUGAAUGUUCCUACAGAUCCGAAAGUUACACCCUUCAUCACAGAAAACUACGUUGUCCAUCUUGAGGAUCUAAGAAAUGACAUUUUUGGCACAAUUCAAGCUGAAGUCGGAGUUCAAAACUUCCACGUAUGGAUAGCAAUAGGCAGAGUUGUAAACACUAAAUCUGUUGUAGACAAGUGCGGUAGCUACACGCCAAUAUCAGCAAUUGAAGUGGACGACCGUUUGCCGAGUUCACCACCCAUUGGCAGGAGAGAUCGAUGCUGGAAUCUCGGAAACAUUACAUCAGUUAGUCCAAUUCUUUUAGAUACCUCUAAUCCUCAACAAGGCAUUGAGCUCGAUUUUGGCACUUCGCCAUGUUGCUGUGGAUCAAGAAACACAACAUACAUCAACACUACUGUUCUUCUAAAGGAAGGUUAUUGUUCAUAUGAUUUUGUCAAUUCAUCAGUAACUGCAGGAAACAUUGCAAAGUUGACUAAUUGUUCAGAAAGUAACAGUUCCCUCCAGUUUUUAGUCCAGACUUCUGUGCUCUGUCAAAACCAUUUGGAAUGGCGUCUUUCAGUAAAAAUGACAACUGCGUUUUGUACAAAGAAAAUGCCGAAGGAAUACAGAUGUACAAUUGAGCUGAAAGCUGCUGCGAAGGAAGCAGUGAUUGCUUCAUCUUUUCCAUAUUGCCAAAACAAUUUCCUAUUGUGGAAAACGUUUCAUAACGGCAGUGAAGAGAACGCAUCUUCAUAUCAGUUGCCUUCUAGAAAAGGCAUUCGGGACUCUUGCAGCUUUGUUAUAGACUCGCACGACUUAUGCACUCUAUCUAUUGUUUAUCUUUACGGAAAUAACACACCUCAACUGAUACCAAUCAAUGGAUCUACUUCUUUUCAACUUAGUGUCUGCGAUCACUCAGAUGAACCAUUCUACAAGAAUUGGUGGUUUGGGCCUGCUCUAGGUGUAGGUGUAUUGUUCACUUUAGCUUUAGUCGUUGUUUUUGGAAUUUACAAAUGUCGGCAAGCUAAGAAAACGAAAUAUCAACGUCUCAAAAACAACGAUCACCCUGAACAAUCAAAAGUGGCUGUCGAUAGAAAACACCAGACGGAAUCAGCCACUCAUACUGAAACCGAGAAACCUUCCGCAUCUGCAAAUGACCAAAAUGUUGGAAAUACUGCUACAAAUGAGGAUUUAAGUGAAGGACAAGAACUCAUACACUCUGGGUUGCAGAGAAAUGCAACUGUAAUUAAACGAGUAGAAAGUAAAAUCGACCAAAUGUUAGAAGGACGUCAGACUGUCAACAGCAGUGACAACAGUACAUAAAUCUCUUGAACAUAGAUUUACUCUUAUGUUGGCUAGAUUGAUGAGUCGAACUAUGUCAUCCAGACUUUACAACUAUAGAAUCAACCUAUUAGCAUAACUUUUUACAUUUUCGUAUCAACGAUUGAUUUAUGCACAAUAUUUACCAUUAACCUCAUUUGAAUAAUUGUUGCUCAAAUUAA
This is a messenger RNA of Corticium candelabrum, 2480 nucleotides long. RefSeq lists its product as uncharacterized. The coding region runs from base 718 to 2301 and encodes 527 amino acids. Lineage: Eukaryota; Metazoa; Porifera; Homoscleromorpha; Homosclerophorida; Plakinidae. The transcript has 6 exons. The record is from RefSeq and is a predicted model, not a curated record.